CAGAUCGCGCACACCUAUCGCUACCAAGUGUGCAUCGCGAAUCGUGGUGGGGCCGGGCGAGCGAGCGGAGAGUUGGCAGGCCUGCCCGCUGACUACGUUCUCUCGCUCGUGGACUGUCAGAGUCCACAGUCCUAACUCGGCCUCAGGCUACGAUAGAUCGUAUCUUACGUCGGUUCGAUCUUGCCGCGAAUUCAUCUCGCGCGCGUCAGCCUUGUCCCUACGUCCUCAACUACGAUCCAACGACCUUCGAUCAUCACCGAAACUCACCGGUACCUUUUCUUCCACAGAGACUGUCGUCGGCCAACUUCCUUCCAAAACGGUCCUCUCCUCUCCUUUCGAGUGCUGGUGAACCCAAGAAUUCAAGGAUACCUCGCUGUUCCAAGGAUACCUUCCGCAGGAUACCUAGCUGCUGGGACCUAGGAGCAUUGAAUGAUGUGAGAAAACAAGAUGAUCUAGAAUCAAGGUAUCCUUACCACAACUGUUUGAAUAACUACGUCUUAUGCUUUCGAAACCACAGUGUUACUGAGGCUACGUCUGAUCAAAUAAAUCGUGAGUCAGAUUGAAAAAUGCAAAGAACACUGUUGCUGUUAUUCUUAACCCUCUUGAGUUAUUCAGAACUCACCAAUGGGCUCUGUCUGUUGGAAAAUGGCACUGUAGCCCAUUGCCACGAACUCGAAGACGUCAAAUACAUCGAGACCUAUGACCUUGAAACGCUUAGGGCUAGCGAGCAGAAUCCUGUCCUGCAUCGCGGUUUCUUCGUCAACUUGACCACUCUCCGGCACUUAGACCUCUCUGGAGGUAACCUGGAACGAAUAGAACCGGGAAGCUUCGACAAGCUGACGAAUUUGAGGAGUUUGAAUCUUGCUGAAAAUCACAUAGAACAUCUGGAAUUGGGCUCCGUAGACGGUUUGAAUCAUCUGCACAGUCUGAACCUUCGUAGAAACAGGCUUCAACACUUGCCGCCGGCUCUGGCUCGGCUGAAAGUUCUGAAACACCUUGACAUUCAGGGCAAUCCGUUGCAAUGUAACUGCGCUACGCUUAGGGUGAGAGAUCUGAUCGUGAAGAGAGGCGUGAAAAUCGCGAAGAAGGUCUCCUGCGCCGCGCCGAGUAACGUGAAAGGGACACCGUUGUUCAAAUUGGACACCACGCUGACAUGUCACCUCGAGGAGCAAGAUCGCGAAAUGCAAAAUGACCAGGCGUUCCAGAAUUCUGAGGAAGACUUCGGUUCCGGAGACUUAUCCGACAAAGAGGGGGAGGAGGAGGAGACGAGUGGGGAAUAUGUACAGGUAACCGAAGCUGUAAAGGAAUUGGAAAGUGAAACGCCAUUCCCAGAGGUGUCUACAUCCUCUACCGCUGAAGAAGCAGAAGUCCCGGCGCAAACAACGGAUUCUGUUACAAAGACAACCAGCAAGGACGAAGAGAUAUUUUUCGAUUCCGAGGAAAGGAAAUCCGUCACUGUCUCGCAGCCUGUAAAAGAGUAUAAAGACGCUCUGUUUCGACCGGUAGAAGGUUCCGGUGACGAUGAAGGUUCCGGAGAAGGUUCGGGAACAGAAAUGAUUUUCAACUGGAGGAAAACCGGCGUGGUAGAGGAGUCAGAAGAGAAAGAAGAGGAAUCGACCUCGGGCACUGGACUGUUAGAUCUCGUCCUCAGUGUAUUUAUGACCACGACAAAAGCUCCAGUCACGAAAGUGGAUCCUGAACUAGAGGAAGAACAAUUCAUCGACGCGUCUUCGACGAAAGGGGUCGAAGAGGAAGAAAUCGUACCUAAAAAGGUGGACUCGAAUGAAGCAGCACCAAGCAUCACCGAAAUACCGACUGAUGCUAACUCGUCGACUCCGGUUAACGGAGUUGAGCUAGUUGACAACGAGUUAUACGACAUGACGAAAUUAGGCAAAGUCAAAGCCGAAGACACGAGCGCCGAAAAGGACGAGGCGUCCCCGGCAAGGCAGUCGAAAAGAGGAAUGGGCUCUUACAUUGUCCUCGCUGCUCUGUUGGCAAUCCUGGCAACGCUCAUAGGGUUCGCAGCUUACAAGGGUGACUUUUGUAGGAAAAAGAGGAAACGCAGUGACGUUGAGAAUGGAACGGAGCUGAAGGACAUGCACAAGGCUUUAUUGGAAACUGCAAACUCAACGCAGCCGAAAAUAGCUUCGAACGGAAACGUGGAAAACGCUCCCUUCCUCGAAGAUGCCACAGACGAGAUAAAGGUUUCUAAUGAUCGCCAAGUCACGGCCGAUAUACCGAAAUCUCCAAACGGUACUUCUGAUCGCGCCGAACCGGUAAAACCAUCACGAUCAAACACCCCGCAGAACGAUCAAAGAACCAGAGAGCCAACUGCUCACGAUGGAAAUUCUCUGAAAGAUGAUUCAUUGUCUGCAAGGACGAAUUCCAUAGAUCCGGUAGCUAACAGCAGUCCCAUUGCUCGACUACCAGAGGUCAACCAACCUCCCUUAAGUCCCGGUGCUCAGAGAGUGAAGAUCACUUUGCAAGAAAAUCCUGACAGCGUACCAAGGACGCCUAUACUCAUCACAAGAACAACGGCUGGUGAGAAUCUAGUCAAGUCACCAUGAAGCUGACCCGAUGGGUGUUGUUCAGAUGAAAGUACGAAUGCAGAGUAUCAGAGAGUAAAGAGGAGAUCGGUGUGACCGUGUGUUCCGAUUUAUAGGAUUCAUAAUGCCGCCAGUGUUCCUAAAUCCACGCCUGAUGGCUCUUCACCGCGACGGAUUUUUACGACAAAGUGAGACAUAAUAAUACUAUCUCCGAAUUUGUGUUUUAAGUGUGAAAUGGAUUAUCUAUAGUGAAAGUCCACCUUUAUAGAGUACAGUUCAAUGACGACACGUUUAGUCGAGAGUAAUAGGAGGAAUGAGCGAUUCUGUGAAACGAGAUUGUACAUAUUUGCAAAUAAUAGUAUAUAUAUAUAUAAAAUUUCCGCUAUUUGUAUAAGGUUUGUGGAUGGUAAAUAUUUGAUACAUUUUAUAUACGUGUAUGCAAUAUUAGCACACUAGUCAGUUCUCUUAAGCAUUUUCCUGCUCGUGUAAACUUCCAUGGAAUUUCAUUGCGAGUUCCAUUAGAAUCCUCUGAACUCGACAUAUACCAUUAUUGUUUCAACAUAACGUUAAUGACGAUAUAUAUGUAACUGUAAGAGUAUACAUAUUUAACGCUGCAAUCUUCCUAACUGGUUGAAUAUAUAUUUUCACACGAUACCAUGUUUCUCGUUGAAUUGUUCUUGAGACGUACUAUAAUGUGCUGAUAGCAGACAAAUGUUUCCUUUCGUGAUACUAAACGUUCUUCUGGAAGAAAAUAUAAGAGUUUGACUUUCGCUAGCGAAACUUAACACUUAAUAAUAAUAAAAAAAAAUUAAUUUAUAUAAAGUCUAUAUUGUAUUGUAUUUAUAAUAAUCAUUCCAGAUUAAUCAUAUCAUCCCUUAUAAUAAUACUUAUCGUCGUGCGGACGAUGAUGAAUAAAAUAUCGACAUAAAAUAAGGUAAUAUAAUGUGAACGUAAUUUAUAGGUAGCAAUAAGCAGUAUAUUUCGUUCUGAGAUAGAGCUAUACCUUCAACAU
This is a messenger RNA of Eufriesea mexicana, 3558 nucleotides long. It is a transcript of the gene wdp, whose product is annotated as Leucine rich repeat protein windpipe. The transcript is spliced from 4 exons. Bases 567 to 2567 code for a protein of 666 amino acids. Gene Ontology annotation, molecular function: protein binding. The record is from RefSeq and is a predicted model, not a curated record. NCBI's taxonomy places the organism in Eukaryota, Metazoa, Arthropoda, Insecta, Hymenoptera, Apidae. Gene Ontology annotation, cellular component: plasma membrane.